Messenger RNA from Limulus polyphemus (Atlantic horseshoe crab), 4785 nucleotides. Its product is annotated as zinc finger protein 585A-like. The transcript has 7 exons. The coding region runs from base 1136 to 4201 and encodes 1021 amino acids. Lineage: Eukaryota; Metazoa; Arthropoda; Merostomata; Xiphosura; Limulidae. The record is from RefSeq and is a predicted model, not a curated record.
CUAGAUUUUUUUGUUUGCCAUUAAAACCAAGUUGCACUGGAGCACAUCAUUUUCUUGAAAGUGUUCUGCAGUAACUGCAUUAUAUUCCAUUGCCACCACUUCUCGUCAUUACAGACCAUGGUUCCUAACCUAGUUUUUUAUUAGGUCUAGUCCUAGAAGCGCGCGUACUGCAGAACUACGAUUUGCUGAUUCUACGUUUUUUAAGGGCAAGUGGAUAGGGCCUAUGACUACCCCGAACAAACCGUAUUUUGUGGCCAAGGAAAUGCUAAAAAUCACUCUUUUAGGCCUGUUGGUCCUAGUCUGUAAUGAACUCGUGAAGCGCAAAACUACACAGUGGGCUGUCUGCAAUAUUUCCAAUAUAUGAAAUCGAACCCCGAAUUUAGCGCUGUAAGUCUAAAAUUAUUACUUACACAGGGGAGGGAUAAAUUUAAAUUAUGGUAAACUCAAAUUAACAACCGUGCGGCAACAGACGAUUUUCGGCUAGUACUAUUACUACUAGAUGACGUAUGUUAAUAAGCUGAACACACUCAAACGUUGUUCCUACAGAUUGCUAUAAUUUAUCUAUUUUUCAUAGUUUGAAUUUAACCAUUGUAAGAUAUAUGAAUGUAUUCAACAUGGAUACUUUGAAAAUAUAAAUCUCGGUAAGAUCUCGAAAUCGCGCCGAACAGAAAAACAAGAUGGAGCAGACCGUUGAGCCCAAGAAGUCUUGUUUUAAUCAAGCAUGUGCAAAGAUUUGAAAUGAUAUACAAGCUUAUGUGUAGAACUAGGACGAAAUUCGUUCAUUAUUACAGAUUUAAUUGAAAAUGCGUUAAAACAAAAUGUCAAAGAAAGAAUUUGUAUUGCAUUUCUUAAAAACUUUAGUUAAAAGAUGUAAAAACGGCUCAUAUAUUGUAAAUGUACAUUAAAUUGAAUGUUUUAUUUUAAUUUUAAUUAUUUCAGACAUGUAAGUUUCAUUGUAACAAUAACAAAAUAUAAUGGCUGAGGCAUAAUGAAAUCGGAAUAUUGGGGAUUUUAUAUAUUGUCUGUUUGGAAAUCCUGAUGUUUUAAUACACCUGUUUCAUUGUGGUAGGAGUAAUAAUAGAAUAGCAAGCUUCAAAAAGAUAUAUAUACUAUAUAGUGACACAUCGGUGGAAAUAUGGAAAUGUUGAAAAACGUGAAUAUGAAAAUCGAACCCAUUCCAAAUGAGAAGAAUGUUUUGUCUGAAGUCAAGUUUGUGAAAAAUGAAAAAGGAAGAAGAAAAACGUCACCUUGUAUGACAAGAGAAGCUGCUCUCCCAGAAGAAGGAUCUUCAUUUACAAUCUUUGAUUUCAAAUUAAAAAAAGAAAAGUUUGAUGAAGUAUCUAAGGAACUUGAGAAAACAUUUAUCAAAACUGAGCAAAUUGGUGAUUCAACAAGGAAUGGCAUUAUUUCCAAGUUCUGUGAGAAUGUUGAUGAAGUUCUUGAUUGUUCACAACAUGAUGUUAUUAGUUUAAAAAAGGAAAAUGAACCAAAAGAAGAAGUCCAUCAAGUUAAUUCUGGGUUAAAAGUCUUAUCAGUGACAAGAGAAGCUGUUUCCCCAAAAAAAGAAUCUUCAUUUACAGUCUUUGAUUUUAGAAUAAAAAAUGAGAAGUGUGAUGAAGCACCAAAGGAAAAUGAGAACACACUUGUCAAAGUCAAAACUGAACAAAGUGGUGAUUCAACAAAGGAUGACAUUAUUUCCAAGUUCAGUGAGAGUGAUGAUGAAACUGUUGAUUGUUCACAACAUGAUGUUAUGAGUGUAAAAAGUGAACCAAAAGAAGAGUUUCAACAAAUUAACUCUGAGUUAGAAGAUUUAUCAGAUCCAAAGUCAUACUUGAACAACAGUUGUGGAAAGCACUUAACUGGAUAUCAUACUAUAAAACAAAAAUUUCUCUUUUUUAAGUCAAAAAGUGACAAAUCCUUAAAUCCAAGUACUGUUAAUUUAUUUGAUGAAACACUGUUGUGGGAAAAUAACAGAAAAACACACAAAAUUUUCCACAGUGAAACUAAAUCAUGCAGUAAAAUUGUGUGUGAAAAAGAAUUGGAAAUAAGUCAACAUCCAAAAUUGAAUGUAAGGACACACACUGGGAAAAAACAACACAGGUGUGUAGUGUGUGGCAAACAGUUUCUAACAAAUUGUUACCUAAAAAUUCAUUUAAGGAUACACACUGGAGAAAAAACACUCAAAUGCAUUGUGUGUGGCAAACAAUUUGUGACACAGAAUAAUUUAAAAAUACAUCUGAGAAUACACACUGGGGAGAAGCCAUACAGUUGUGUAGUGUGUGGCAAAGAAUUUGAAACAAAUACUCACCUACAAGCACAUGUGAGGAUACACACUGGAGAGAAACCAUACAAUUGUGAGGUGUGUAAUAAAGGAUAUCAAACCAACAGUCAGUUAAAAAUACACGAGAGAGUACAUACUGGUGAGAAACCUUACACUUGUGUAGUUUGUGACAAGAAUUUUAGGAGUAAAAGUCAACUUAACAGACAUGAGAAGGUGCACACCGGAGAGAAAACAUACAACUGUUUAGUCUGUGGAAAAUCAUUUGCAAUGAAUUCCUAUCUACAAGAACACGUGAGGUUGCACACUGGAGACAAACCAUACAGCUGUAUUUUAUGUAAUAAAAAAUAUCGAAGCAGGAGUCAACUGAAAAUACAUCGGAGGAUACACACUGGGGAAAAACCAUAUACUUGUAUGGUGUGUGAUAAAAGAUUUAGGAGUAAAAGUCAACUUAAUAGACAUAAGAAGGUGCACAGUGGAGAGAAACCACACAGUUGUUUAAAGUGUGGAAGAAAAUUUGUUACAAAUACCUGUCUAAAAGAACAUGUGAGGAUACACACUGGAGAGAAACCAUACAUUUGUGUGCUGUGUAAUAAAGGAUAUCGCAGCAAUAGUCAGUUAAAAAAACAUGAGAAAGUACAUACUGGAGAGAAACCAUACGGUUGUGUGGUUUGUGACAAGAAAUUUGGGAAUAAAAGUCAUCUUAACAGCCAUGAAAGGAUACACACUGGAGAGAAACCAUACAAAUGUGUAGUGUGUAAUAAAGGAUUUCAAAUCAAUAGUCAAUUAAAAAGGCACGAGAGAGUACAUACUGGUGAGAAACCGUACACUUGUGUAGUUUGUGAUAAAAAAUUUAGGAGUAAAUGUCAACUUAAUACACAUGAGAAGGUGCACACUGGAGAGAAACCAUACAGUUGCUUGGUGUGUGAUAAAAAGUUUAGGAGUAAAAGUCAGCUUAACACACAUGAGAAGGUGCACACUGGAGAGAAACCAUAUAGUUGUUUAGUGUGUGGAAAAAGAUUUGUAACAAAUACCUGGCUACAAGAACAUGUUAGAAUACACACUGGAGAGAAACCAUACAGUUGUUUAGUGUGUGGUAAGGGAUUUCGAAGCAAUAUUCAGUUAAAAGAACAUGAAAGAGUACAUACUGGAGAGAAACCGUAUAGUUGUGUGGUGUGUGGUAAGGGAUUCCGAAGCAAUAGUCAGUUAAAAGAACAUGAGAGAGUACAUACUGGGGAGAAACCUUACAGUUGUGUGGUGUGUAGUAAGGAAUUCCGAAGCAAUAGUCAGUUAAAAGAACAUGAGAAAGUACAUACUGGGGAGAAACCAUUCAGUUGUGCAGUUUGUAGUAAAGAAUUUAGGAAUAAAAGUAAUCUUAACAGACAUGAAAAGAUGCACACUGGAGAAAAACCGUACAAUUGUUUAGUGUGUAAUAAAACAUUCGAGAGUGAAAAUGAACUUAAAAGACAUGAGAAAAUACACACUGGGGAAAAACCGUACAGUUGUGUGGUGUGUGGUAAUGGAUUCCGAAGCAACACUCAGUUAAAAGAACAUGAAAGAGUACAUACUGGGGAAAAACCAUAUAGUUGUGCUGUUUGUAGUAAAGAAUUUAGAAGUAAAAGUAAUCUUAACAGACAUGAAAAGGUGCACACUGGAGAAAAACCAUACAAUUGUUUAGUGUGCAAUAAAACAUUCGAGAGUGAAAAUGAACUUAAAAGACAUGAUAGAGUACAUACUGGGGAGAAACCAUACAGUUGUGCAGUUUGUAGUAAAGAAUUUAGAAGUAAAAGUAAUCUUAACAGACAUGAAAAGGUGCACACUGGAGAAAAACCGUGCAAUUGUUUAGUGUGUAAUAUAACAUUCAAGAGUGAAAAUGAACUUAAAAGACAUGAGAGAAUACACACUGGGUUGUAUAAUGUGUAGCAAAGAAUAUGGAAGAAGUAGUAAACUGAAAACUCAUCAGAGAACACAUCCUGGAGAAAAACCAUAGAGUUGUUUAGUGUGUGAUAAAAUAUUUGGAAGAAUUUGUUAUCUUUCUGUUCACCAAAGGAUACACACUGAUGAUAAACCAUAUUCUUGCAUAGUUUGUGGUAAAUAGUGAUCUGGGAAUACACAUACUAGAGAGUAACCAUUUAGGUUUCUUAGUGUGUGGAAGAAAUUUAUACAUAAUUAUCAACUUAAAAAUGUACACAAACUGUAAAUGCUUGAAACAGAGCUGGGGAAUUUAAUCAAUUUCUUAUAAGUAACAAUCAUGUCAGUUAGUAUCACAUAAACUAUUGUUUAAUCAAAAUUAGUAUUUCCAGUUUUUCAUUACUCCAACUACCAAAGUAAUCAAAACAUUAUCACCUAAUAUGCUUGCCCUGUGUUUUUCAUGGUAAGACUACUAAGGUUAUCUUUCACUAUCAUUAAAUUUGAAUUGCUAACUAGAUAGCUUCCUGGCAGCACUGGUCACAAAGCUCCCCUUUUUUUUUUUUUAACUGCUGACUAGAAGGAAAGCAGAAUAUGGC